This is a messenger RNA of Carlito syrichta (Philippine tarsier), 2906 nucleotides long. It is a transcript of the gene PGM5, whose product is annotated as phosphoglucomutase 5. The transcript is spliced from 11 exons. The record is from RefSeq and is a predicted model, not a curated record. Gene Ontology annotation, biological process: carbohydrate metabolic process; myofibril assembly; striated muscle tissue development. Gene Ontology annotation, cellular component: sarcolemma; adherens junction; cytosol. The coding region runs from base 12 to 1532 and encodes 506 amino acids. NCBI's taxonomy places the organism in Eukaryota, Metazoa, Chordata, Mammalia, Primates, Tarsiidae. Gene Ontology annotation, molecular function: phosphoglucomutase activity; magnesium ion binding.
AGGGCUGCACCAUGGUGGUGGGCAGCGACGGCAGGUACUUCAGCAGGACCGCCACCGAGAUCGUGGUGCAGAUGGCCGCGGCCAACGGGAUUGGACGACUGAUUAUUGGACAGAAUGGCAUCUUGUCAACACCUGCGGUUUCCUGCAUUAUCAGGAAGAUCAAGGGAGCUGGUGGAAUCAUCUUAACAGCCAGUCACUGCCCUGGAGGACCAGGGGGAGAGUUUGGAGUGAAGUUUAAUGUUUCUAAUGGAGGUCCUGCACCAGAUGUCGUCUCAGACAAAAUCUAUCAGAUCAGCAAAACAAUUGAAGAAUAUGCCAUAUGUCCUGAUCUUCGAAUUGACCUGUCUCGACUAGGAAGACAAGAAUUUGAUUUGGAGAACAAAUUCAAACCAUUCAGAGUGGAGAUAGUGGACCCAGUGGAUAUCUAUCUGAACCUCCUUCGAACCAUCUUUGACUUUAAUGCCAUCAAGAGUGUGCUGACUGGGCCCGGCCAACUGAAGAUCCGCGUUGAUGCGAUGCAUGGAGUUAUGGGACCCUAUGUGAGAAAAGUUCUGUGUGAUGAGUUGGGGGCCCCAGCCAAUUCUGCAAUAAACUGUGUUCCCCUGGAAGACUUUGGAGGGCAACAUCCUGACCCAAACCUUACAUAUGCAACAACUCUUCUGGAAGCCAUGAAGGGAGGAGAGUAUGGAUUUGGAGCUGCAUUUGAUGCUGAUGGGGACCGUUAUAUGAUCCUAGGCCAAAAUGGCUUUUUUGUGAGCCCUUCUGACUCCCUGGCCAUCAUUGCCGCCAACCUCUCUUGCAUUCCAUAUUUCCGUCAGAUGGGGGUCCGCGGAUUUGGAAGGAGUAUGCCAACAAGCACAGCUCUGGACAGAGUGGCCAAAUCAAUGAAGGUACCUGUAUAUGAGACCCCAGCUGGAUGGAGAUUCUUCUCAAAUCUGAUGGACUCAGGGCGGUGUUCUCUGUGUGGAGAAGAGAGCUUUGGCACUGGCUCUGACCACCUCCGAGAGAAAGAUGGCCUGUGGGCUGUCUUGGUCUGGCUCUCCAUCAUCGCUGCCCGGAAGCAGAGUGUGGAGGAAAUUGUCCGAGAUCACUGGGCCAAAUUUGGUCGCCACUACUAUUGCAGGUUUGACUAUGAAGGGUUGGAGCCUAAGACAACGUAUUAUAUCAUGCGGGACCUGGAGGCCCUGGUCACAGACAAGUCCUUCAUCGGCCAGCAAUUUGCAGUGGGGAACCAUGUCUACAGUGUGGCGAAGACAGAUAGUUUUGAAUAUGUGGACCCUGUGGAUGGCACCGUGACCAAGAAACAGGGCCUGAGGAUCAUUUUCUCGGAUGCGUCCCGGCUCAUCUUCCGGCUCAGUUCCUCCAGUGGUGUGCGGGCCACCAUCAGACUGUACGCAGAGAGCUACGAGAGGGAUCCCAGCGGCCAUGACCAGGAGCCACAGGCAGUGCUGAGCCCUCUCAUAGCCAUUGCACUGAAAAUAUCCCAGAUUCAUGAGAGAACAGGCCGGAGGGGACCCACUGUCAUCACCUGAAUGGAAGAAAGAUCACUCGCCAGGGCCAAAGAGAGUGCUCAGCGGAAGAUGCUUCACCGAUGCCUUCUUGUUACCUGUUUGUGCCUCAUGGCUUUGGAAAAAACAAAAAAUAUUUUGCUUUUGGAGGACAGGGGGGUGGGGAAAAGAGUCCAUUUUGAUUUGUUUUUUUCCAAAUGCAACAGGGCCUUUAGUUUUCUGUUAAAGCUGCACUCUCAUUUGAUAUCUAUAGUUAAUCACACAAAAGAACCUCCCCUUUUGACCCCUUUUGAGAAAGAAUCCUUUGGCUAGGAAGCUGUUAAUUACACUAUCUGUGCACCAUUGGUGCCACGUGAGAAAAAGUUCUGAAAUAACUAAAGAGAGGGCAGGGCUAGAAUUAAACUGAUCCUAAGCCGCAGAUGCAGAAGCAGCAGCAAAGAAAACACUCUCCUGCAUGGAGGAGGUUACUUUUUGUCCUGGGACAGGUCUACAGUGGGGGAUGGUUUUAGAACUCCUAGUAGCCCACCUCACUCCCGCCAACCACCUGAUGGCCCAACCUUCCUCAACACCCUGUACUGCCUUCUCUCAUACCCUCUGAAGCUUUCUACAAAUCACAAUGGCGCACUUCCAACAAAACAUAUCAAAGAGUGUUUUUCUCUCUUAUUUUAUAAGUAAUAUUAUUUUAGCUGACUGCCUUCCUUCAAAUGUAGACAUUUAAUUGUGCAGGUGGGAAGAAGUUUCUUGACAAGACUCUGCAAAUGAAUGCUUAAAAUUUAGGGGGCCUUUCCUUGAUUAUGUUGUGUAGCGUGAAACAUGGGUUAUACAAGCUCCUUCUGAGAAGACAAAAAUACCACCAUGUCCACAGUCUCUGACUUUCCCAGUAAGGGCCUAUUUUAAUGCACUUGUUUGGACACGGCUCUGAAUUCACUUGCAACGGUUGUAAAAGGAAAGAAUGAAAUGCUGUAAAAGUAGAAAAUGAAGUAGAAGCUGGAAGAAAACAUUGCUGGUGGUACAAUUGCUGGUGGUACAUUGCUGGUGGAGGGAAGGGUGGGGACCCCUGCUGGAAAUUGGAGGGUCACAGCUGGCUUUCUUUGCUUGGGAAAAGGAUAUUGCAGCUCUAGCAGGCUCAUCUGCACUCUGCCAGGACACGAUGCGUGGGACCUGUUUGCAUCUGUUUUGCUUCCUUGGGAACGGCACACUCACUUAUGCUGCCAUUUGCGGAGAUGACCUGGUGCACUUUGACUGUUAAGCAAUUCAUUAUUGCUGUAGUCAAGGUUAGUGUAAGCAAGGAAACAUUCCCAGGAAGGUAUUUGUUUCCAUUUUCUGUCUGUGCUUCUGUCAGAAACUUGCUAGGACAUUUAGUAGCCAAUAAAAAAGAAAUGCCUACUUUCAACCUUA